GCAGGGCAAGUUUCUUUGUUAAGUUGCCUGGAGGAGCUUGGAGGAACCAGAAGUGGGAAGCAGGAAAAGCAGAGUCCUGGGAUGGCCAGGGGCCCUUCUCCCAAAUAUGGAGAAAUAAAUGGAGAAAUGCAGGACCACCUUUCUCCCUUUGGCAAGAGGGCAUCACCUAAGGACAAGUCUGCACAUUCUCUUCCCCUCCUGUGACCAGUCUCCCAAGGAAGAUAAGCACUGGGUAUUUGUAUAAUGGCCACACAAACUAGUCAUAUCUUCCAUGGUCAAGAAAAUACGUUUCUGGAAAAGCACUGCAUGAAGAGAAACAAUGACAGAGAACCAAAGAAGCAACUGAACCAGAGGAAUAUCAGUGGACUUGGCCAAAGUCUAGACAAUGGACUACUGGUUACACAUGUUAACCAGACACAGGACCUACUGAGGCUGCAGGAGGAGGAGACCCAGCCCUCAGCCUGGGAGGACUCAGAAGAUUGGCUUCUAAGGCACAGCUUAAAGUCCGAGAAACUCACCUUGGCUGAGCUGCUAAGCCAGGGCACAGCCGUGCUGGAGGAGGGCAGCCAGGUCACGAGGAAAAUGUACGUCUCCUCUGAGACCAUCCACCGGUUCGAAUCCAAGCUUUCUAAAGCUAUUGAACUCUACCAACGGAGAAUUCAGUGGCUCACAGAAAACAGCAAGAAGGCGUUUGGCCUCAUCAAGGGGGCCCGAGUCGGCAUCCUCGUGGAUGUGUCAGCCGUCAGCCGUGGCCCUCAGAAAGAGGAGUUCCAAAAGGACCUCCUGAGCCUCAUUGACGAGCAGCUGAGCCACAAGGAGAAGCUGUAUAUCCUGUCUUUCGGCACCACCACCAGCGCCCUCUGGCCCGACCCCGUGGACGUCAGCGCCUCCACCCUCCAGGAACUCAAGCUCUGGGUGAAGAAGCUACAACCUGAUGGAGGCAGCAACCUGCUACAAGCCCUGAAGAAAAUCUUUGCUCUGAAGGGACUGAAUUCUCUGGUGACCAUAAUGGGAAGCUGCCCAGAUCAGCCUUCCGAAAUCCUGUCCGACUACAUCCAACAGGCCACCGUGGGAAGGGACCUCAUCACCCACAUCAUCACCUACAAAUGCGAUGAUCAGGUGCCCCUUGCUGUUCUGAAGAACCUCGCAGAAGCUCUUGGGGGCUGCUACCACUGCUAUAGCCCAGAGACAGAGGUCUGCAGCAGCCAGGAGGUGGAUGCGCUCUUGGCAGAAAUCCGGAAGGCCCAGAGCCUUCAGGGCCAUGUCCAAGCUCUGCAUCAGAGCCCCUCCUGCGAGGAGCCCACAGGUGCAAUGCAGGAGAUUUCCACAGAGAUUGCAAAAAGGCCUCUCAUGAGUCUUCUGCCUAAACCCCCGAAGCAUGAAGACCCCCUCACGAUUGCGUUCCCAGACUUGGACAAGACUUCUGCAGAGUGGCUAAAGACCAAUAGCCUAAAAGCCAAGAAGCUAAGCCUUUAUCAGGUUCUGGCACCCAAUGCUUUCUCUCCAGUGGAGGAAUUCGUGCCUAUUCUUCAGAAAACAGUAUCAUCCACUAUCCACGAGAAGGCAAUGGUGCAGUUUGAAUGGCAUGACGGGACAGUGAAGAAUAUCCACGUGGACCUGCCUUUCCUGUACGAGUAUCAGAAACAGCUCAGCAGAGCCAUGCGGAUGUAUGAGAGACGGAUUGAGUGGCUCUCCCUGGCCAGCAGAAGAAUCUGGGGCACCGUCUGUGAAAAAAGGGUGGUUGUGCUGCUCGAUAUCUCGGUGACCAGUUCCGUGUACAUUAUUCAUAUCCAGCACUCCCUGCGACUUCUGCUGGAGGAGCAACUGUCCAACAAGGACGGUUUCAACAUCAUUGCGUUCGGAAGCACAAUUGAAAGUUGGAGGCCCGAGAUGGUUGCUGCGAGCCACGACAACUUACAAAGCGCCUGGCGAUGGGUCCUGAGCCUGCGGUGUCAGGGAAGCAGGAAUGUCCUCAGUGCCCUGCGCAAGGCGGUGGAAGUGGACUUCAAGGACAAAGACAAACAGCAAUCACAGGGCAUCUAUCUCUUCACGGGGGGCAUCCCCGACCAGGACGUGCGCAUGCUCAGCGCCUACGUGGCGGAGGCCUUCGCGGGCUGCGACUUCCAGCUGAACGCGUGUCUCUUCUACGUGGGCGAGGCACAGAUGGACACCACACCGCCCGCCUGCUAUGCCAGCCGCAGCGACACGGCCGCCGCCUACCGGGAAGUCACCCGGGCUGCUGGUGGCCGCUUCCACUGGUUUGGAGACACAGGUAUUUAUGAGAGUGAUGACAUCAAUGCCAUCAUGUCUGAGAUGAAAAAGGCCCUCAGCUAUUCCCAAAAGUGCGCCUUGCUCGUGUCCUCCCUGAAGAACCAGUCUGGGAAAAAACAGGACAGCAAUGCCCUCCGGAGAGAAAAGCCGAAGACGCUCAAGCCAAGAAGUCCACCCAGGAAGCUCUGUUCCCCCAGAGCCACAGUGCCUUCCGUGGCCAGAAUGAGCAUUAAGGAUGCUUCUGACAGAGAGAAGAGUCCCCCCUUGAAAACUCUACUAUGGCGUCCACUCAGUGGCAAAGCGGGCAUCCUCCCAGCUGCCGCCCAGCCAGUGAAAGAAGGAACUGCAGAGCAGAGGAGGAAGACCAAAUCAAGGGACACAGAGACAUCUCUCUCGCUGUUUUAUACAGAGACGGGGAAUAAUGUGGGUUUUGUGUACAGGAAAUACCCUCAAGGGAGAGGCCUAAGAAGGACUAGCUCUUCUAUUGCAUUGCCCAGGAAGAACAGAGUCUGCUCAAGCCAAGAGUGGGUAGCAAAUUAUGGUCUAAAAAGACUGAAGAUGGAGAUCUCCAGAUACUUGGGUCCCAGAUGCAUUCAUCAAAAGUCAAUACAGACGUCGGCCUCAGCCUCGGCCUCAGCCAAACACUGCAGUGUGGUCCCCAGCAUAGAGGUCAAUGGCAUGGUGAGACACAUUCAGUGCACGCCCAGGGAACUCGAAGUGUACAUCACAUGCCUGGAGAGGGUGAUGCGACGCUACGUCCAGAGGCUGCAGUGGCUGCUGUCCGGGAGCCGCCGGCUGUUCGGUGCCAUUUUGGAGAGCAAAGUGUGCAUCCUGCUGGACACGUCGGGAUCCAUGGGCCCCUACCUGCAGCAGGUGAAGACGGAGCUCACUCUGCUCAUCUGGGAACAGCUGCGGAAGCACUGUGACAGUUUUAACCUGCUCAGCUUUGCAGAAGGCCUGCAGGCAUGGCAGGACACUCUGGUGGAAACCACAGACGCAGCCUGUCACGAGGCUAUGCAGUGGGUGACGCACCUGCAUGCUCAGGGGAGCACCUCCGUCUUGCAGGCAUUACUGAAAGCUUUCAGUUUUCCUGAUGUGGAAGCACUGUAUCUCCUGACCGACGGCAAGCCAGACACAAGCCGCAGGCUUAUUCUCAGGGAAGUCCAAAGACUCAAGGAGAAAAACAACGUGAAAGUACACGCUAUCUCCCUGAGCUGCUCGGACAGGGCGGCGGUUAACUUCCUGCGAGAUCUGGCCUCCCUCACUGGGGGGCGCUAUCACUGCCCCGCAGGUGAGGACACGCUCUUCAAAAUGCACGGCCUGCUGACCAGGGGCUUCAUUCACCAAAGGGAUCCUGCGUUGCCACUAUUUGAAGGAGAUGAUUUAAGGAGAUUGGCCCAGGAGAUCACCAAGGCUAGAAGCUUCCUCUGGCAGGCCCAGUCCUUCAGGUCCCAGCUCCAGAAGAAAAACACCGAGCCAAAGGUUGCUCCUUUUUAGAGACGUGCUUUCAGUCACAUGACUGUCACUCGCCAAGAAGUCCUGCACCAAGCCCCUUUGCAUGGAAUGUCCUUCUGCCACCCUCUGCCUGGCGACUCCUCCUCAUCCAUCGAGACACAGUGCAGAUGGCAUCAGCUCCACCUAUGACCCAUCAAGAGUGGUGGCCUCCAGCUUUAACCCCACAGCAUCCUGACUUCACAUCCCUCUUUAUAGAGGUGACACUAUCUGCACUCAGCACUCCGUGUCAUGCUUCCUUGCUCCCUCAUCUUACUCUUCUCCUUGAGCCUGAGCUCCCUGAGGGAUGAGGCUGGUGUCUUAACCCUCUCUAGGUCCCCAGAGCCUGCCAUGUGGCAGACACGUAGUAAACAGUGGGCAUAAGCUUCGUUCUGAAGCUUCAGCUCUGGAGACCAGUCAGGCGGCAUUGUUUCUGCUCUGGUCCUCUUGCUGUGUAUUUCCCACCACCCCGGUCCACGGAGGCAACGCAGAUGCACCAUCUUGGAGGAAGAAGAAGAACAAGUGAGCCUCACCCUCCCCACCCCCCGUUCAACCAAACUGAACUGAAGUCGGCUCUGCAGCCUGGUCCAGAGCGAAUGCUUGGCUCAAGCAUGUGGAAGUCAAGCUGGAUCUGUUGGGCCACCCCACUGUGCACAUAUGAAAUGAACACAUCAUGUAAUACGUUACCUGGAGUCAUUCCUAAAACCAGAACAACUGUAUUUCAUUAGUAGAAUCAAAGUUAUUUUUAAACUGCUGUGAUCAUUGG
Phacochoerus africanus (Common warthog) is the source of this 4528-nucleotide messenger RNA. RefSeq names its product von Willebrand factor A domain containing 3A (gene VWA3A). The coding region runs from base 244 to 3768 and encodes 1174 amino acids. Lineage: Eukaryota; Metazoa; Chordata; Mammalia; Artiodactyla; Suidae. The record is from RefSeq and is a predicted model, not a curated record. The transcript is spliced from 35 exons.